Molecule: messenger RNA, 843 nt
Organism: Phytophthora infestans T30-4
Lineage: Eukaryota; Oomycota; Peronosporomycetes; Peronosporales; Peronosporaceae
Exons: 2
Coding region: 1-843 (280 amino acids)
Source: RefSeq, a predicted model, not a curated record
AUGGCUGCAUUGUCGUGGAGUUUGCUGCCUGACGAGGUGCUUGACGCCAUUGCUCGCUUGCUCCUCGGCUUCGAGGUGCUGCGGCUCUCGCACGUUGAGCGCCACUUGCUCCUUGUCCUUUUACGUCCAGAGAUCUACAGCUCGCGACUGUCACAUGUUCGUUUCCAACGAGGAUCCACUGCUGUGCACGAGUCCGACUUGAAGUUGAUACAUGCGAUCGCCAACAGCAAACAACAUUAUGCGCUCGAGAGCUCUCUUCGAUUUGGAGGACAAUCCAUUGGACUGCCAGGCAAGAAGCCCCCGCAGAGUUAUGCGCCAGUAUUCUGGUCCACUGAUAAGCUUUUUGGGUUGUACGAUCGAGAUGAGGACGGCGCUACUCCGAGCAUCACGCUGGACGUGUGGUUCAGCUUAUCACCCGCUAAACAGGACGUUCGACACGGCGGCGUCUUGCUAGGUUUGCAGAGUGAAAAGUGUCGGGAGGAAGGAGAUCGAUGGCCGGACUUCCACUGCCAGAUUUUGCACGUGGAUGCCGAGAGAAGUUUGUACUGCUCUGUGACGGCUGAGAAGCCUUGCGUGGCAUUCGAGCUGGAAGUCGGUCGAUGGUAUCACGUAGCUCUUGUGUUUGAGCAUCGGUCUCAGAAGGUCUAUAUCGAUGGUUUUCUGGUGGACUCUCAGAGUGAUCAAGAGCAGCAGCUCGAGAGCUUUCCCUACUAUUAUCCUCAAGUUGGGACAGGAUUCCCUACGUUCUCGCUAAAACGCGACGUACCGAGUGGUGACGUAGGGUUCGUCACGGGAAAAUUGCUCUCCAUGUGUCGAUCGCUUCUAAGAGUAGGAGCCAUUUAA